Telopea speciosissima is the source of this 829-nucleotide messenger RNA. Its product is annotated as 50S ribosomal protein L21, chloroplastic. Gene Ontology annotation, molecular function: structural constituent of ribosome; RNA binding. The record is from RefSeq and is a predicted model, not a curated record. Gene Ontology annotation, biological process: translation. NCBI's taxonomy places the organism in Eukaryota, Viridiplantae, Streptophyta, Magnoliopsida, Proteales, Proteaceae. The transcript is spliced from 5 exons. The coding region runs from base 54 to 704 and encodes 216 amino acids. Gene Ontology annotation, cellular component: ribosome.
CCAGGGGUUAAAAAGGGUAGGGAGACAGUGUAGAGCUCCCAAAGCAAUCUGCAAUGGCGUCUGCGAGACUUAGCUUCUCCUCAUGGACACCAAUAGCAGUAACCGCUCAUAAGCAAAAUUCUAAAGUAGCUCUUCUUUCCAAGAGCAGUCUCAACUUCAUCCCUUCUGCCUCAUUUCUUCCUUCCGACAGACUCAUCUUCUGCCCUCCCCUGUCUUCUCCUGUAAUAUCUCGGAACUCCACCUUUUCGUUCGUAACCAAAUCCUCCGAAACUGAAGCAAUCGUCGUUGAAGCUGAACCGGAAUCUGAGCCAGCCCAACUCGUAGAAACGCUGACAGAAGUUCCCAAACGUGAAGAGAUUUUUGCUGUUGUCAUGGUUGGGUCUCGUCAAUAUAUUGUUCACCCUGGACGGUUCAUCUAUACACAAAGGCUUAAAGGUGCCAGUGUGAACGAUAAGAUAAUCUUGAACAAGGUUUUACUGGUAGGCACCAAAACAAGUACAUACAUUGGGAAACCAGUGGUGCCCAAUGCUGCUGUACAUGCAGUGGUUGAGGAACAGUUGUUGGACCGCAAAGUAAUUGUCUUCAAGUACAAGAAGAAAAAGAACUAUCGGAGGAAUAUUGGUCACAGACAGCCAAUCACAAGGAUAAGGAUAACAGGCAUCACUGGUUAUCAAGACUCACCAGCUGUUACACUGGAGACAUAGAGUGGGAUAUGGACAUUUGGUUAGGGAAGAAAUUGUUUUAGGUUGUUGUAAAUGUGGUUUCUUUCAGUGAUGUAAGAGUUUUUUGUAUUCAAAUUUCUUGGAUAAACUCUAUAGUGAUUUUUGGC